AUGAUCCGCUACGGAGUGGACACUUUUCGCGGCUGCCGAGCUCCAUUCCGCUGCUGGCUGAGUGCCAGGGAUUCCCUGAUGGUGACCAUUGCCUUUACCCUGGGCAUCACUCCGUUUCUGGUGCGGCGCAACGCGCUGGGGAAGACGUCCUUGGAGCAGUCCUGGUAUGGAUUCGUGAGUGCCAUUUUGCGCUGGCUGCUGCUCGCCUACUGCUACCGCUACAUCAACCUGAGCAACGAGAGCCUGAUUGGCUAUUUCAUGAGGAACCAUGUGUCCCAGAACAUGGUGCAGGCCGAUGAACAGCUAGACCGCCUGCGAAGUCCCGUCAACUUCAACACGGUGGUGGGUCAGGUUGUGCUGGUCGUCUUGGCGGUGGUUCUCCUGGACACUGCCCUAGUUUGCCUUGCCAAACUGGAGGUGUACGCCUCGUGGCAACUCACCUGCAUUUUUGUCUACGAGCUCUUGGCCAAUUCCAUCACCAUCUGCAUGUUCUGCCUGAUGACCAGGACGGUACAGCGAAGAAUCGCCUGCCUUCACAAGUUCGUCUGUGGCGAAUAA
This is a messenger RNA of Drosophila erecta, 558 nucleotides long. RefSeq lists its product as uncharacterized. The coding region runs from base 1 to 558 and encodes 185 amino acids. NCBI's taxonomy places the organism in Eukaryota, Metazoa, Arthropoda, Insecta, Diptera, Drosophilidae. The transcript has 3 exons. The record is from RefSeq and is a predicted model, not a curated record.